This is a messenger RNA of Lotus japonicus, 1591 nucleotides long. Its product is annotated as F-box/kelch-repeat protein At1g23390-like. The transcript has a single exon. Gene Ontology annotation, biological process: proteasome-mediated ubiquitin-dependent protein catabolic process. Gene Ontology annotation, molecular function: protein binding. Gene Ontology annotation, cellular component: nucleus; cytosol. The record is from RefSeq and is a predicted model, not a curated record. NCBI's taxonomy places the organism in Eukaryota, Viridiplantae, Streptophyta, Magnoliopsida, Fabales, Fabaceae. The coding region runs from base 166 to 1299 and encodes 377 amino acids.
CGGAUGACGUGGCACCCACCCACCAUUGGUCACACUGAUUCAUGCGAUUUCCAAUUUUCAAUUCUCUUUUCCCACCCAAGGCACCAUUAUAUAAACCUGCACACCUCUGUUUCUCUUUCACUCUCACAUCACCACAACCACAACCAGAAGAACUAGCUUGCAACAAUGGCAGCUCAAUGGGAAUUAGCAGAAGAAGCACCCAUCCAUGGAGAUGUCUUAGAGACAAUCCUCUCACACGUGCCACUCAUCCACUUGGUCCCCGCUUGUCACGUGUCAAACACAUGGAAGCAUGCGGUGUUUUCCUCACUCGCUCACACCAGAACCAUUAAGCCAUGGCUAAUCAUCCUCACACAGAGCACUCGUGCCUCGCACGUGAUAACCGCGCACGCUUACGAUCCUCGCUCGCACGUGUGGGUGGAGAUGAAACUACCCCACCCUUUGAAGGGCCACCCCUCCGCCACCGCCGCCGUCCGAUCAUCUCACUCCACGCUGCUCUACACUCUCUCCCCCGCCGAAUUCGCCUUCUCCAUCGACGCGCUGCAUCUCGACUGGCACCACGCUCCCGCCCCACGCGUGUGGCGUACUGACCCGAUCGUGGCGCGAGUUGGACAGCGCGUGGUGGUAGCUGGCGGCGCGUGUGACUUCGAGGAUGACCCGCUGGCGGUGGAGAUGUAUGACAUGGAGAGUAACACCUGGGUGAUGUGCCAGUCCAUGCCGGCUAUGCUGAAGGGCUCGUCGGGGUCGACGUGGCUUUCGGUCGCCGUCGCCGGAGAGGCGGUGCUUGUGACGGAGGAAAGCUCCGGUAUGACGUUUUGUUUUGACACGGUUUCGAUGAAGUGGGAUGGGCCGUAUGAUCUUUGUCCUGACCAGAGUGUUGGUUACUGCGUUACGGGGAUGUUAGGGAAGAGGUUGAUGGUGGCGGGGGUGGUGGGGGACGGUGAGGACGUGAAAGCGGUGAAGCUGUGGGCGGUUAAGGGGGGGUUGGGUUCGGGAAUGAUGGAGGAAGUGGGUGAGAUGCCGGAGGAGCUGUUGGAGAAGUUCAAAGGUGAUUCUGAUGAGUUGGGUUCGUUGGAGGUGACUUGGGUUGGGAAUUUUGUUUACUUGCGGAACACGUUGGAGAUUGAGGAGUUGGUGAUGUGUGAAGUUGUGAAUGGGAGUAGGUGUGAGUGGAGGAGUGUGCGCAACGCCGCUGUGGAUGGCGGCACAAGGAUGGUGGUUUGCGGCAGCGAAGUGCGCUUGGAGGAUCUGCAAAGCGCAAUGGUUUCUGGGAUUCAAACAUUUCGUACAAAAGAAUUAUGAAAUGGGCGAGUUGAUUGUUCUCAUGGGUCGGCGUCUACCAUUUAGUUCGCUGGCUGCAUGAUGAUAAAUUAAUUUUACGGCAAUCUGUUGUGGAGAUAUUUUAUUCAACACCAAACCUGUGUGUUGAUUAUUGAAGUUGAUUUUUCUUUGUCUCGUUGAAAUUUAAGUCUUGUUUGUUUUGCUUCGGAUUUUACCUUGUUUUGAGCGAGAAUAACCAUGUUUGGUGUUUCCUCAACAAGGUUUUUUUUCUGUCUGAGCAGAAUAUUUGAAUCGGAAUUUGGUUUCAGUGGAA